UUUCUAUGUCCAUGGAUAGACGGCACCCUAUACUGUCGUUGCGCAGGUUUUAUACCAUGUAAAAUAUCAGCGCAACGACAUCCCUAGCUAUUAAAGUUGUCGUUAAAGAGUUACAGAAUAGGCCUACAGGUUUCGUAACAAUCGUAACCUCAAAAGUGGUCUACUUCUACUAUUAAGUAUUAAUAUCUCAGUUCGCAGGGCAUAGCAACACUUUUCUGCCAGAUUCUUUCGAUUUAUACAAAAACGCAUCAAAUAAGUCUAAAUUUAUUGAUUUUUGCGAUUGGGGAGCUCAACUGAAUAAUUACCUUAAAAUUUGAGUUAUUAUGGCUACCCCAAUGAUAAUGGUAUCCAAUAUUCUUGGAAUUGACAGGAUAAACAUGGAUGGUAAAACAAUCUUGAUCAAAGAGCAACAUAAUACCAACGCAAAUUUCUUAGUGAAUGCCAUUUUAUCACAUGCAUUAAAAAGGAUGGACGUCGCUGUUUGCCUCAUUCUUUGUCAUAAUACCUUUGGUCAUUAUCACAACAUUGGCAUGAAACUUGGCUACAAUCUUCUUAAUUUAAAAAAAAAGGGCCGAGUCACUGUUGUCGAACCAAUGAAAAUUAUAGCCAGCAGUAUCAUUGAUACAUGUAAAAGUUUUACAAAUAAGAAAGAAACGAUUAUUCCAGAUAUUACUUCUACAGAACAUGUAGAUAUUGCAUAUCGAAUUUUUGCACAUGUUAAAGAGAAGUAUGAUGAAGCAGCAAGAUUUACUGAAUCCGUUGUCCUUAUAAUUGAUGAUAUAAAUCAUUUUCUUGAUCUUGGGCUUAGUGUACGUGAUACUAUAUAUUUUAUAAGAUAUUUAAGAUCAUUUAUAUCAUUGUAUCCCUUGUCACAGCUUUGUAUUCUUGCACAUACAUAUCAAGAGCAUCUACAGACUUUGAAUACAGAUGUGAUUGCUAAUGUCUUAAAACAUAUGGCACAUGUAUGUGUUAUAGCACAACCAUUUAAGACAGGACAUUUCAGUGAUACAUCUGGUAAACUAAUUGUUUACUGGAAGACAGAUUCUGUUAGAUCUAAAUAUCACUUAGUAGAGAAAACAACACAUUUGUUUAAAUUGUUAGAUUGGCAAGUAAAGAUUUGUGCACCUGGUACAAUGUCUAUCCUGUCAUAA
Cyphomyrmex costatus is the source of this 1151-nucleotide messenger RNA. It is a transcript of the gene Elp6, whose product is annotated as Elongator complex protein 6. Gene Ontology annotation, cellular component: elongator holoenzyme complex. The record is from RefSeq and is a predicted model, not a curated record. Gene Ontology annotation, biological process: tRNA wobble uridine modification. The transcript is spliced from 2 exons. Lineage: Eukaryota; Metazoa; Arthropoda; Insecta; Hymenoptera; Formicidae. Bases 324 to 1151 code for a protein of 275 amino acids.